AUGGGGAGGCAGAUGGCUCUGAAAGUGGACUUGUCACUACUUCGUCAUUACACAUAUUGCUGCACGGGCCUGCUCUGUGUUCAGCUCAAGGGCUGGGCUGAGGAAGAAGGUGGAGCUCAAGUCUGCAGAGCUUCCCAAGAAGACAGAGGAUCCGCUACUUUGGGACCCAAGGAGGGCGGAGUAGCCGGAAGUCGGAGGCCGAAAGCCGGGAGUGGGCCGAGACCCCAGUGCUUCUCCUGGUGCCUAUCGCUCCCCGACACACCCGCCCAACCUGGAGACUCGGGAGGGCCUCGGGAGGGGGGACUUCGGCCCCUAGCGGGGGCAGGAGAUGAUAAUACAGGAAGACCUCGGGGGAGGGGGAGGAGGCUGGCGCAGAGCCCGAGCGACUUGGACGGCCUUCGCUCCAUUCUGUUCCCCGGAGAGGGAAACCUCCUCCUCCCCUUCCUCUCCUCCCCUUCCCUUCCUCCCCUUCCCUUCCCUCCUCUCUGCCUCCGUGGGGCGCUCAGGUCCCGCUGCUUCCCGAAGCCCCAAAGCCUCAGCCGCCCGAUGCCCCGGCCCAGAGGGCACAAGGGCCUGCGAGCCUGGUUCUGGGGCCGGCCAGCCCUUCCGUUUUUCCUACAGGGAACCAAGGGGCGCAGCGCCUCGCUUCCCUUCCCUGCCUGCCGCCGCUCGAGAGGGGCUGUUUAA
Molecule: messenger RNA, 687 nt
Organism: Cervus elaphus (red deer)
Lineage: Eukaryota; Metazoa; Chordata; Mammalia; Artiodactyla; Cervidae
Exons: 3
Coding region: 1-687 (228 amino acids)
Source: RefSeq, a predicted model, not a curated record